AGAAAACAAUCGUGAAUUUAGAAUCUCAACGAAGAAAACAACACCAGAAGAACACCCUUCUCUGCGAAUUUCGUGCCUUUUUGUGUAUAUUGUUAGUGGUUUUAUGCAUCUGGUUGAAUAACAAGUUUAAGAAACCAUCACUGCUCUGCAAGAUGGUUCGUGCGAGUGCGUUUUCACCGCUGUACCAUCUGAUAACGUUACUCACAGUAACUGCGUGUGGCCUUUGUGAUGACUCCGGCAAACUCCAGCGAAAACUAAGGACUACGCUAAAUCCCCAUUGUCCGUCCGACAUAUGCCAGAACGAUGGACUCAUUACGGUGGUGCAUAUUACGGCGGAAUCCGAUACGGACACGAUUCACUAUGUUUGGGAUUUCACGGGCAAACCUACCGUUAUGGUGGCGCUGACCGGAAAGCGCGCCGAGCUACACAUUCACUGGAACGAAUUUUUGGAGAAUCGGCCAAACUCGGUCAAUUUCACCGAGCAGCCGCAGUACACGUUCAUGGCAGUUAUCAAUCGGAUUUUCCAGUACGACGACACUGACGACCGAGCGAUACUGGAUGCGGGCUCGAACGUAUCCGUCUAUGAUCCGCACAACUUUCAAUGGAAUCGUACCCUGCUAUGGUCGAACGAACAGGAUGCGAUGCUCGCGAUCAAUGCUGGUAACGACUUUCUUUUCAAGCUUAACGCGUACUCUACCAAGGAUCACGGUAUGGAUUUUCCGCAUCUGUUGCACUCUUCGAACGCUACCCAGAUCGAUAUUGUGUUCAACAAUAUCACGAACCGCUUCUCCAAUCCACGAUUCGCCAUCGAGCUAGUGUUUGUCGUAUCGGAGCAAAGGGUCAAGGAUUCAGAGUUCCAAGUGACGAAACGCAAAACGCUAGAUGACGAGCAUACGCCCGGUAUUUUCGAAAUCAUUGACGUGAUGUCACCUGGCGUGUUUACCUUUUCGGCCGGGGGCUACAUCGAGUACCGACCGGUAUCGUACACUCACCCCGAACGGGACGUAGCAACGUCCACCGAAACACGGCAAAGCCAACCGGCGAGCAUCGAAUCACCGAUCGCGGCUCUUAAUUCAACGCUAGCGUACGCACUGUUUGGCGAUGCCUUGGACCAGAAGCUCGUCCAAGGAAUGAAUAUUUCCUUCGGUGUCAGCGAGGACGGAUUCUACCGUAAAACGAACUACACCACCAUGACGUUUCAGGUCGGGUACGGAUUGCCGCCGGUCGAGGAAUUGUCCGCGUUUGUGCUGGUUGUGGCUGGUAUCGGCAUCGGUAUACCUUUAGCGGUGCUGGUGGCAAGUGUUAUUUACGUUUGCACUAAAAAAAUCCGCAAUCGCCGCGAUCGAUACCAGUCGGAACGACUCUAGAAACCAUUCCGUCUCUGUAGAGCAUGGUUUGUGCUGGCCAAGUGCUCCUCGGGUGUACCACGCCACUGACGGUGAUGAUCUCUUUGCCUUCUUGUAGAUAAACCGAGGAAUGUGACUCUCUUCCUUGUGGAUAGAUGUAAGCGCGCACACACACACAUACACGAGAAGAUUACUUCUUCGUCACACUGGUUUGUUGCCUCGAUUGAAAAGCAAUCGCACUAUUAGAAUGAAAUAUAUGGGCAGGCGGCAAUGUUGAUGAAAUAAAUUUGUUUAGUUUUGUAGUAAAUUCGCA
Anopheles darlingi is the source of this 1659-nucleotide messenger RNA. Its product is annotated as glycosylated lysosomal membrane protein-like. The transcript has 4 exons. The record is from RefSeq and is a predicted model, not a curated record. Bases 153 to 1367 code for a protein of 404 amino acids. NCBI's taxonomy places the organism in Eukaryota, Metazoa, Arthropoda, Insecta, Diptera, Culicidae. Gene Ontology annotation, cellular component: lysosome.